CAAUUCAAGAGAUGAUGGAUUCAAAACUGGAACACGAGAGGUCACUUCAACAAUUCUCAAAAGCAAAUAUUUCUUGGCCUCCCAUCGGGUUCCAAAAAUCACCAUUGGGAACAGGGAUUCACGAUUCAUGUUUGAAAACACGGGAUGAUAAAAUGGCGACAAGGAUAAAUAUUCUGCGUGAAAAAUGUUUGGAUCGAAAUGAUGAUGCAGAUCCUAAUACAAGUAAUACACCCAAUAACCCGUACAAUAAUGUCCUUGUGAAUGAUGACUAUCAACUUUUACUUUGUAUUGUUCCAAAAGCUGGAUCAUCAUUUUUGAAAAAUGUAAUGAAAAUUUUGGAAAAUAAUUUUACGGAAAGUAAAAACCCUUUGGUGGAAAGUUCACAUAUGAAUAAACGGAACAAACAUUUCAAAACCUUGAGUGAAUUUAAUAAUCUCGAAAGGCAAAAAGUAUUAAAAAACUAUGUGAAAGUAAUGUUUACAAGAAAUCCUUUUAGUAGACUGUUUUCUGCAUACCAAGACAAAUUUGUUUCCAUCUAUCCCGAAUAUUGGAAAUAUGGAGUUCAUUUCUUACGAAAAAUUCGCAAAGAUUCUUCCCUGACAUGUGGACAUGAUAUGACAUUGGAGGAAUUUCUUCAUUUUGUAAUUGAUGAUCUAAAACAUAGGGGCGUCAACAACAUCAGCAAACACUGGGAACCAAUUCACAAGCAUUGCGACCCGUGUAUGAUACGCUAUGACAUCAUCGGUAAAUUGGAAACAUUCCAAGAUGAUCUCCACGACAUUUUGUGUAAAAUAGGAGCACGAGAUCGGAUAGAUUUACCGGUGAUGGAAUCGCUUAAAAUACGGGAAUUUCUUAUCAAACAUGAAGUAAAAGAUGCAUUUGAUCGUAAAAACAUGGCGAAUAAGGGCUGUUUACCCGAACAUGAAUUGCCAAAACGAAUUGUGGAGAGUUUUGUCCAACACGGCUAUAUUGAACCCCUAACUGGAAAUUCCCUUGAAGAACUAGUCUCUUUGUCAAAUGAGAAUUUUAAUGAAACGGGGGUAACAGAUUUGAUUCUCAAACAUAUGAUUACAAGCAAUAAAACACAUUUAUUGAAUUUACCUAAAUACGCAAAGGAGAAAGCUCUCCAACAAAUCCCAACAGAACUAAUGCAUGCGUUAAGGCAGAUAUACAAAAAUGACUUCGAAUUAUUCGGCUAUUUUUAAAGAUGUAAUUCUGUCAUUUCCACUGGCCAGCGUUCAACACAUAGUCAUUUCUCAUUAGCAGAAAAGCUGUUAUUUUCGGAAGCCAGAAACUCAUGAUCAGCUCUUUAACACUUUGCAAGAACUAGAAUAGGUAAACUCAGCUGGACUUCAGCUGAAGUUCAAUAUUUUAGCACAUACAAAAAUAACAAAUGCAUAUAUCAUGUUUAUGUUUUUAUUGUAUUGUAGAAAGUCACUUUAAACUUUGAGACAUUGUAGAAUACAAAAUUCUCCAAAAAUCAUAACAGCAAUCUCAACAUUUAUUGGGUAAUCCUCUAUUUUAUAGUCAAGUAUAUAUAUUGCACUUGCAGUGUACGCUCUGUUCUGAAUUCAUUGUCCAUAACUCAGUAGCAAUCCGUUCAGUGCCUUCUUGGCUAUUACCACUCCCAAAGAUUCUUUAUUUAACUAUUCCUGUGGAUAUUACCAUCACUUGGAAAUGACGUCAUUCUAUUGAAAUUAAGAGUUUGAAUCACUUUAUUUACUAAAUUUCUCACAAUUUCUGACACAUGAAGCAGGUAGAGUGAAUUUUUCAACUAAAAUCACGGUAAAUUACUCUACUGCAAGAUAGAAGGCAGCACAAUUGCACUGAACGAAUUGGUCAGAGAUUCAUACUCUUGGAAGAUUAUCUUGUACUUAUUUCUCCCCCUCGGCUCAGGUUGCAUUUUCAGUCUUAUACCUCACGAAUAUACUCAUUAUCACUGCCAUUUUCACAAUCCAGAAAUCAGCCAGUUAUCAAAAAUAUGUCCACUGAUGCAAGAAGCCAGGUUAAACUUUCGGAUCUUUGUUGGGCAUGAUUCCACCUUGUAAUAUGUAAAUAUACUGUACAAUAUACUUAAAAUAGAGGUAUUGUGAUUAUAAAUAUAUAAUUUCACCAGGGAUGGGACAAACAUACUUAAUCCCAGUAGCUACGUCAAGGUCAAUAUAAUAUAAAAUAAUGUUAUAUCCAUCGAAUAAUGAAGAAAUAUCGCUAGUAUGUGCACCAACACCAAAGCAGUCUUAUGCAACUGAAAUGUGCCGUCCUACUGUUCACUGAUACACCCUCUAUAUAUUCCACUAUAUAAGUAUACGCUUUACUAGUUAUAUUUACUAUUAAAUAUAUAGAAAAAUAAUAUUACAAAAUAACACAAUAUUUCAAAUCAGCGUCAUUCGUAGAGACAUAUGAAGUUCCAUCAAAUGCGAAAUUGUCGAAAUUACUAUCACUGCACUAUUCCAUCUUCAGUAAGGUCCACAUCGUGGUAUAAUCUCUAUGGCAACUGUAAU
Molecule: messenger RNA, 2501 nt
Organism: Owenia fusiformis
Lineage: Eukaryota; Metazoa; Annelida; Polychaeta; Sabellida; Oweniidae
Source: the annotation of a GenBank genome assembly